Messenger RNA from Balearica regulorum gibbericeps (East African grey crowned-crane), 1244 nucleotides. NCBI's taxonomy places the organism in Eukaryota, Metazoa, Chordata, Aves, Gruiformes, Gruidae. The record is from RefSeq and is a predicted model, not a curated record.
AUGGUUCAAAACUGCCAGGGUGCAGUGAGGGCUGACGGCUCCCUGGGGAAUGGGGGCUGGGAGCUGCAGGGAACCCCCCCACGGGGCUGGCAGCCAGGAUCAGCCAACUGGGGUCAGCGGGGCAGCCCCAGCCCCGGGCAUCAGGCACCUCCCUGGGACGGGGCUGAGGCUGGGACAGGACGUCUGCCUAUGGGUAAUGGGCCCCAUCACGAUCGAAGUUGUGUUUACAACCAGAGCAACAUAGUAGAUGGAGUUUACUGCCUCCCAAUAGCACACUGGAUUGAAGUCUCUGGACAUACUGAUGAGAUGAAACAUACAACUGACUUCUAUUUUAAUAUUGCAGGACAUCAAGCUAUCCAUUACUCCAGGAUUCUGCCAAACAUCUGGCUGGGAAGUUGCCCUCGGCAGCUGGAGCAUGUCACGGUCAAGUUGAAGCAUGAGCUGGGUGUUACAGCUGUGAUGAACUUCCAGACCGAAUGGGACAUUGUACAGAAUUCCUGGGGCUGCAACCGCUACCCAGAACCCAUGAGCCCUGAAAUCCUCAUGAAACUGUAUAAAGAGGAAGGUCUGGCCUAUGUCUGGAUGCCAACCCCAGACAUGAGCACUGAAGGAAGAAUACAGAUGUUGCCACAAGCUGUCUGCCUCUUGCACGGGCUACUGGAGAAUGGACACACUGUCUACGUUCAUUGCAACGCUGGUGUUGGCAGGUCUACAGCUGCUGUCAGUGGCUGGCUGAAGUACGUGAUGGGAUGGAGCCUGCGGAAAGUGCAGUACUUUUUGGCUUCCCGGAGACCAGCUGUCUACAUUGACGAGGAAGCUCUGAAUCGUGCUGAAGAUGACUUCUACCAGAAAUUUGGGCAUCUUCGUUCCUCAUGCAAAGUGCAAGAGUAGAAAAGCAGGAGAGGAAAAGGAAGGUGAAGAGGAAUCCUACGUUUGAACCCCAAGGACUUAGAAAUCAUGAGUCAGACACCUGCCUCUCUUUUUCAGAUUAUAAGCUUGUCAUAACAGUCAUGAGAACUUUGUUUAAAAAGUGCCUUUGAGGGGGUUUUUAUUUGCUUUCUUUAAGCUGAUAUGAUUCAAGUUUUCAAGCGUUUUGCUGCAAGUAUGAGACCUAGAAACUCCGCAAAGGGAAACUAAGAUUUUCUUUUAACUACUUGCCUACAGGAACUGAGGUUUUAGGGUAGACACUAAAUAAGAUGUGGUGUGAAAUAGUGAGAGUUGGCAAGAUUUCAGUAACAAGAAAG